AUGCCUCCUUCCCAGAUGCAGAGCUAUGGUCCAGAGUUUCAACAGAAUGGCCAAACUGCGCACCCCUAUUUCCAAUACUCUCAAUGUAAUGGGCGAAAGAAAGCACUCUGUAUCGGAAUCAACUACUAUCGAACGAGCAAUGAGCUGAAAGGAUGCGUCAAUGAUGCCAACAAUAUGCGUAACUUCUUGUGUCGUCAAUUUGGAUACCAGAUGGACGAUAUUGUCAUGCUCACCGACGAUCAGUCAAACCCUCGGUCUAUUCCCACUCGUGCGAAUAUUCUACAAGCAAUGCAAUGGCUUGUGAGAGAUGCGCAGCCCAAUGACUCGCUUUUCUUCCACUAUUCCGGUCACGGUGGCCAGACCCCUGACCAGGACGGCGAUGAAGAAGAUGGCUAUGACGAAGUCAUCUAUCCAGUCGACUUCGAACAGACCAGCCAUAUAGUGGAUGAUGACAUGUUCUUCAUUAUGGUCAAGCCCUUGCCGCCUGGUUGCCGGUUGACUGCGAUCUUCGACUCUUGCCACAGUGGCAGCGCUCUCGAUCUUCCUUACAUGUAUUCUACGGAAGGCAAGAUCAAGGAACCCAAUCUGCUCGCUGAAGCCGGGCAAGGUCUUCUGCAAGCUGGUCUUUCUUACGCUCGCGGCGACAUCGGAGGCUUGAUGCAAAAUGCCAUGUCGUUGUUCAAGACAGCUACAGGAAGCGAGGCUAAGGCAAACCGGUAUGCUCGACAGACCCGCACUGCACCAUGUGACGCUAUAUCUUUCUCCGGUUGCAAGGACUCUCAGACAUCGGCCGACACUGUGGAGGCCGGCCAGGCUACAGGCGCGAUGAGCUAUGCGUUCAUCAGAGCGCUCUCUGAAAACCCGCAACAGAGCUACCAGCAGCUUCUUAUAUCUGUUCGCCGUAUCCUUUCGAACGAAUACAGCCAGAAGCCGCAGCUGACAAGCUCCCACCCUAUUGACACUAACAUUUUAUUCAUCGCGUGA
This is a messenger RNA of Dacryopinax primogenitus, 984 nucleotides long. Its product is annotated as peptidase C14. Bases 1 to 984 code for a protein of 327 amino acids. Gene Ontology annotation, molecular function: cysteine-type endopeptidase activity. Gene Ontology annotation, biological process: proteolysis. Lineage: Eukaryota; Fungi; Basidiomycota; Dacrymycetes; Dacrymycetales; Dacrymycetaceae. The transcript is spliced from 6 exons. The record is from RefSeq and is a predicted model, not a curated record.